This is a messenger RNA of Ostertagia ostertagi, 681 nucleotides long. The record is from the annotation of a GenBank genome assembly. NCBI's taxonomy places the organism in Eukaryota, Metazoa, Nematoda, Chromadorea, Rhabditida, Trichostrongylidae.
AUGGAGCCAGUACGGGAGAACGGAAGCGGACGGGAGGAGGACGCAGAUGUGCAGCCGAUUUCGAAAGUGGGGAUUGAGCCAGCACGGGAGAACAGAAUUGGACGGGAGGAGAACGAAGAUCUGGCAGCCGCACUCCAAAGGGUGAUAGAUGUGGAUCCGCAAAUGGUAGCGAUUGCAGGCCGCGAACAGAACAGGGGAGAACAAAAUCACGGACAAGAUGAUAUUGAUUACAUCUACGUCCCCCGAGAUGUAGUAGCCGGGUUGGUGGUUCUUUCAAGAACGACGGAAAUGAGCUACUUCGUGCAUAAUCUGGAAAAUCUGGUCUACGAAGGUGACCCAGAGAUAAGAGACCUUUGCGACCAUCGGCACCAGGAAAAAAUUGAUUUCAUCGAAUGGUGCCUAUUCGAACACUAUGAUGUAGAGGAACGCAAGCGCGAAAGUGUGUGGAAAAAAAUGAAAGGCCGUCUGGAUCAACGCGUACGCAAUACCAGAAGGCCAGUGGGACACACAGUGGCAAGGGGGAACAGAAAUGGAUCGGAGGAGGACGAAGAUGCGGCAGCCGCACUCGAAAGAAUAAGAUUGGCAGAUGAGGAUCCGCAAAUGGUGGCGAUUACAGACCGCGAGCGCAACAGGGGAAAUCGAAACCAUGAAGAUGACAUGUUAUUACGUUUUCCCGAGUAG